AUGCACGCAGACAAUGCGAAUUUCCAAGCCGGAUUGAGCAAAGUGGAGUCGUACGAGAUGCUGGUGAUGUCGCUGGAAGGGCUGCUGGUUGAGAACUGGGUGUCCAAUCUCGCCAACACCGCGUCCUUGCUGUGGCAUCACUUCCAUUCCCAGCCCAGCCCUCAGAAAGAUGUUAACUGGGCGGGCUUCUAUACUACGGCUACCGCGAAUCAGCUGGCUUUGGGCCCAUUUAUGGGUAAGGUUGCUUGCCAAACCAUCGACUUUGGCCGCGGCGUGUGUGGAGCAGCUGCCGCCACUGGCAAAACCCAAAUUGUGCAAAACGUCCACAGCCACCCCGACCAUAUUGCUUGUGACGGCGAUACCAAGAGCGAGAUUGUGGUUCCUAUUAUCAAUGAAGGUCGGAUUGUUGGUGUGAUUGAUAUUGACUGCACCGAGCUGAAUGGAUUCGACCAAGUCGAUGCGGAAUGGCUGGAGAAAAUCGCCCGGCUACUGGCUCCGUCGUUCAAAGCAUCCACACAAUAA
Messenger RNA from Wickerhamiella sorbophila, 522 nucleotides. RefSeq names its product Free methionine-R-sulfoxide reductase. The record is from RefSeq and is a predicted model, not a curated record. Gene Ontology annotation, cellular component: cytosol. NCBI's taxonomy places the organism in Eukaryota, Fungi, Ascomycota, Dipodascomycetes, Dipodascales, Trichomonascaceae. The transcript has a single exon. Gene Ontology annotation, molecular function: L-methionine (R)-S-oxide reductase activity; protein binding. The coding region runs from base 1 to 522 and encodes 173 amino acids.